Ostertagia ostertagi is the source of this 768-nucleotide messenger RNA. NCBI's taxonomy places the organism in Eukaryota, Metazoa, Nematoda, Chromadorea, Rhabditida, Trichostrongylidae. The record is from the annotation of a GenBank genome assembly.
AUGAUUUGCAUCCGAAUAUCUGGGAGAAAACAGCAUAUGGACAAAAUUGUGCCGUCGAUCCUGUUCAAUCUUCAAGAAGCAGAUCAACUGGAUGAACCCAGCAAGUCGUUGACGUUAUUCACUCCACUCAACGACGAUCCAAGCCGUGAAGAAAGUCCACGAGCGUUAUCCGAUCGAUGUCUACGUGAACUCAAUGGGAAAAGCGCGUUAGCGAGGACUGUACGGUACGGUAUGGCGUCUUUCGGUUCGCUACGAGCGGUAAUGGAGCCAGUUCUGAAACACAUGGAUUUACAUGCCCACUGGAAACCACCGCCAAUUUUCGCGAUUCAUGUUUUCAAAGCGAUCAUCUACAGUAUACAGAGUCAAAAUAGCUAUUUUGUCAUACAGGAACUGAUUAAUCAUCUUGAUUCGAUGAGCAGUGCUGAUGCUGUGAUUCGAAUUGGAAUCGCUACCGUGCUUUCAAAUAUAGUAUCGAUCGCUGGAACGAGUAUAGGUCCGCUGCUGUUAUCGAUUUUCAACUCGCUUCUCAAGCAUUUGCGAACGUCUGUCGAUUUUGAAAGAUCCGAGAAGUGCAAGGAUUCUGAAGCUGAAAAGAUGUAUCAGGAGGCGUUAAUCAACGCUAUGGGUGACUUCGCGAAUGCCUUACCAGACUAUCAAAAGGUUGAAAUGAUGAUGUUCACCGUGGGAAACAUACCGAAUUUGGACGAAAAGCGAGUCAAACAAGGUGAUGAAUUCUUGCAGCACGUUUUAGUGAAGACGCUGUUGAAA